Rhizoctonia solani is the source of this 906-nucleotide messenger RNA. RefSeq names its product Fungal specific transcription factor domain. Bases 1 to 906 code for a protein of 301 amino acids. The record is from RefSeq and is a predicted model, not a curated record. The transcript is spliced from 4 exons. NCBI's taxonomy places the organism in Eukaryota, Fungi, Basidiomycota, Agaricomycetes, Cantharellales, Ceratobasidiaceae.
AUGGUCCAUUCUACCAUCAAAAACUCGUCUCUGAGUGAUCUAGCGGACCGUUUAAUGGCUCAACUCGAAUUGACGUAUCUCGGUUUCAUAGCUGCAGGCAGUACUUUGGGGUAUCAGUUACUUCAGAAAGCACUACCUGGGUUCCUUCGUUUGGUAGCAGCCGACCCAAACCUUGUUGCGGAGCAACCCGAUGGUGGCCUACUAGUCUCUUUCCCGCGUGCGUUUGGUACUUCCCUACAAGAAAUCAAGCGGUUUAUUAUUUACGACAUGGCCACGGGAUUUUUACUAGGAGUUCCACCUCUACUGGAGUAUGAUUACUAUGGCAAGUGCGACCCUGUAUCUCAUGGAUCCGAGUGGAUACAUGGCGUCCCUGUCCCACUUGUUGAGAUUAUAUCACAAAUUAACUCGUGGAGGGCCGGAUUCAAAGUGCCUUUAGAUGAUUGGCAAAUCCUAGAAAGUCGUGUUAUGGUUUGGGAGGUACAACCACUCCCAAUAGAGGACGGUGAUUCCAGGAUGAACGUAGCAAGACUAGCAAUACAAGAAGGCUGGAGGCAUGUGGUACUAAUUUACAUCUAUAUGGGCAUCUGUGGCGUUUCGUCCCAUGACUCGCGUGUACAGGCUUCAAUAGCCCAAAUAAUCCAGUUGGAAGGGAUCGUAGCUGGCUUGCCAAUUAGCAUACAUAUGCUUAUGCAUUAUGUAGUUGCAGGAAUGGGUGCACGAUAUGAACAGCAGCGGUCCAUCAUCCGACAAAAGCUCGUUUCAUUCAAGGGAAAGGGAGCAUGGCUCUUUCAGGGGCCAGAAUUUACCCAGAUCCUCGAUCAUUUGUGGCAUGGUGCAGGCGCGGGAGGUGCUCCAGUUAUGUGGGAUGAUUAUGUUCAGUCAAGGUGCACGGUAAUCCACAUAUGA